AUGAAUGAGACUUCUCUUUCAAUUCAAGAACGUUUUAUUAAAUUUAGUCUAUUACUUUUAUUUGCUAUACCAUCAACUAUAUGUUCUCUUUAUUUUGUCUAUAAUGUUACAAGGAUUCCAAUAUUUCGAAAACGAUUUCCAAAUCAAACAUUAAUUAUUCUUGUUUGUAUUAUUUUAUUGGAUAUACUUUUGAAUAUUUCAAUAACAAUAAGUUUUUAUGCUCGUGGAUAUAUUGGAAUUCAAACUGAAUAUUUUUGUUAUUUUUGGCAAUAUACUGAUUCGACAUUUACUGGUAUUAUUAUCUGGUGUAGGGCAAUAUUUACAGUUGAACGAUACAUUCUUGUAUUUUAUCCAAAUCUUCUUCGUUCUCAACGACAAAAAUUAAUUUAUCAUUACAUACCACUUAUAUUAAUACACACAUAUUUUAUUUCAUUCAAUAUAUACACUGUUUUCUUUUAUGAGUGUGAUUUAAAAAAAAAAUAUACUGAACAUUUAUGUGGUAGUCAGUGUAUUGAUAACUUCGGUGGUUUAUCAAAAUUUAAUUGGUUAUUUAAUAUAUUAUUUCCAGUAUUUAUAAUUGUAUUUGGAUCACUUCUUAUAUUUAUACGUGUCUUAUGGAUACGACGUGAAAUGCAAAGAAAUUUAAGGAAUUGGUCAAAAAAUUGGAAAAUGAUUGUACAACUUUUAGGUAUGGCUAUUAUUUAUACAAUUGUUUGGAUACCUCUUUCGAUUGUUUCAUUAAUUGCAACAUUCACUGUAAAUAAUAGUGUUAUGGAGACAAUUGAAAGUCAUUUGUAUUUUGCAAGUUAUUUGUGUGAAAUGGUUGUACCUAUGAUAGCUUUAUUACUUGCACCUGAAAUUAUACUAAAGUUACGUGGACAUAUGCAAUCCAGUGUUAUGGAUAUUGCAUCUGUAACUAUGGGUCAACAUUCAAAACAUUGA
This is a messenger RNA of Rotaria sp. Silwood2, 942 nucleotides long. The record is from the annotation of a GenBank genome assembly. NCBI's taxonomy places the organism in Eukaryota, Metazoa, Rotifera, Eurotatoria, Philodinida, Philodinidae.